Molecule: messenger RNA, 4048 nt
Organism: Amphiprion ocellaris (clown anemonefish)
Lineage: Eukaryota; Metazoa; Chordata; Actinopteri; Pomacentridae
Product: serine/arginine-rich splicing factor 11-like
Exons: 12
Coding region: 2658-3611 (317 amino acids)
Biological process (GO): RNA splicing
Cellular component (GO): nucleoplasm
Molecular function (GO): RNA binding
Source: RefSeq, a predicted model, not a curated record
AGUUAUUUCCUUCAGAUGAUUCUCCAAUGCCAGUGACUUCCCGGGUGUGCUUUGUGAAGUUCCAGGAGCCAGAGUCUGUCGGAGUGUCUCAACAUCUGACAAACACUGUGUUUGUGGACAGAGCUUUGAUCGUGGUACCAUUUGCUGAAGGUUUGUCUCUUUAUUCCAAUGUAUAAUCACUCCUUGUUGAUCGAAUGGCAUGACUCUUGAAUCGUGACAGUGCAAAUGAGUAAACGGGAUUUUAUCUGUCCCAUUUGUGAACUGCACAAGUCAACUCACCCUGGUCCGUUUACUUGAGCUUUUUAAGAUAACAUGAAUGCAACUGGUAAUGCCAUUCCCUCCAGAAGUGGUAAAAGCUGACAUCUGUUGUCAGAUUUUUGGUAUACUGUAGUAGAAAAGUGCAUAUCUUUUUUUAGCACCACAAUGCAAUUCCCUUCAUUAUCUGGAUUUUACUUCUCUAGGAAAAUAAAUAUCAGGCUUUUCAUCUAUGUCUAAAACCACAAUUUGCUUUGAAGUUACAAAGUGCAGUAUACCAAAAUCUGCUUUACACACUAGGAUUUGAACAUUCCCCAGCUGUGGGCGCCGCAGACACAUCAAAGUUCAGAAGUGAAGUAGUUAAAACACUUAACCAUAUGCAUUUUAUUUUCUCCCCCCAUAUUGGACUAUCCUCUGUUAAACUUAUCUCUGUUAUUUGUGUGUGUGUGCGUGUGUGUGAUUUUUGUAGUGAAGAAGGCAAAAGCAGCCCCCUCGUUGAUGGCUGAAAGUGGUCCUCUGCCUGCCAACAGGGGAUUGUAGACAUUUGCAAAGGCCAGCAAGCAUUCAAGCCCCACCCCUCUCUUUUUGUGUCCUCUAUUCUUUCUCUGCCUUGUCUUUCUCUUUUCCUCUAUUUAAUUUAUCUUUCCUAGGUGAUUUAGUUUAGAAUUUAAAGGUCAGAUAUCAAGGACCAAACCUGAAACGGUGCUUAUUCUACACUAUUUUACUAUACUUUUGAGCACCCCUUGGCCAUUUAUGUUAUGGCUAAAAUACUUGUUUCUUCACAGAUAAAGCUGGGUGUAUUCUUAUUUUUUUUUAAAUGUCAAGUAGUCCCAUGAAGACAAAAAGACCACUGUAGUCCAAAAACUUUGACAUGUACAUGUGUUCAUUACGAUGAAAACAGCUGAUGCAGUUUGAGUCAGUGCCACAGGCACUAUCCUGCUGUUGUAAAUAUUCACUUGUAUACCAAAUGUGUGUCAUUCCACAACACUUAACCCUGUUUGAACAACUGUAGCUGAAAACUAAAGAGCUGACAUGUUUAAGGAAAUUACUAAGGAUUUUAGAACAGUUAAAUUAUAUAUCUGUGACCUGAAGAUUUCGGUAGUAAAAAAAUGCAUUGCAGCUGAGAGACAGGGCACAGAAGUCACAGUAAUGAGAGGUUAACACAUUGGGUUUGGUCUAGUGAUGGGUUAUAUGAUACAGCAUGACAUUAUUAUUCCAUCCUCAUGAUUUCUAAAAGUGGUAAUAAAGAACUACUUUGAAAUAGCAUCAGUUAUUUGGGUCUGCUGACAAAAUGCAGUAGUAGACAACGAGGUAUAGUCAGUUGUGCAAAAACCACAAUGUCCAGGUAACUUUAUCUGCACAGACAAACUGAAAAUGUACUUAAUUCUUCAGUAGGUCAUCUCUUGGGAAGUUUGAGCUAAGUUUGGACCUAACAAGAGCAACAGUAAUCAGUGAUUGGUGGUCUGAUACAAUAAAUGUAUUGGCAUAAAACUCCAUCUGGUCAUACAUUUUACUGAGUUAGCCACCCGACAUGACACGAUGUUGGUACAAUAUUAUCUUUAACAGUGGUUUUCUUUUGUUGUUGUGUUUUACAGUUCUUUUUCCUGGCUCAGCCAGUCCUGUAUACCAGGCCCUGCUGAAAAUACCAUCCAACAGUUUUGUCUCCUGCAGAAAUUUCUCUCUCCAGUGUGCUCUUGUAUUUAAAUGUUGUCACUGUUGUGUGUCCGUAUCUAGGUCUUGUCUUUUUGUGGAAAAAGUUGUAUUGGGAGUGCAUUAAGUGUGAGAUGGUUAUGGAGUGUUUGUUAAUUUGCGCCAUUUUAAAAACAAAAUAAGAGGUAUAUUGCAACUAAAGAUGAUACAUUUUCAAUUGGACUGUGGUAGCAUAAAUUGAACAACCCAUCAUCCUCUGUCCAGGUUUGUGUAAUUGAUGCAGUGACAGGUAAGGAUACUAAGAUCAUGAUGUACAGCAGGCACGCUACCUACCCUGAAUUUUGUUACCAUUUAGCAUAUGAACCACUUAAAAAUGUGUUUUGGUAAGUAGACACUGAUAGCUUGUAUAGUGUUCUUGCCAAAUCCCUAAAAUUCUCUCUGUUGUGUGUAUCUCGAUUUUUCUCUGUGUGCUUUUAGUAGCGAAGCCGCCAACGUACGUGAGUCGCUUGUUUCAGUAAACGUCUAAAUGAAAAUUGAGGGCACACCCAACUGGAGAAGCAGCUGUGCUUGCUAACGUUUGGUUCAUGACUUAAAAAACACAUUCAGGAUCUAUUCCAGAUGAGGCUAAAGCUUUGUCACUGUUGGCGCCAGCAAAUGCUGUUGCAGGAAUUCUGCCAGGAGGAGGCCUUCUUCCAACGCCUAAUCCCAUCCCCAAUCCACCUCUUGGAGCGAACCCCUUCGGUGGUCCGAACAUGGAUGCAAUGGCAGCAUUUGGAUUCCCUGGACCCAAUAUGAAUCCCCAGGCUGCUGACCAGCUGUUAAAGUUCAUGACAGAUCCAAAACUGAAUCCCUUGGCUGCUGGCUUAAACCUGAAUCCAGGUCUGAAGGCUGACGCAUCUAAUAAAGAGAUCGAAGAGGCCAUGAAGAGAGUCAGGGAGGCCCAGUCGCUCAUUUCUGCUGCUAUUGAACCUGGACAUAAAGAGAGCAAAAAGAAGCGCUCUCGGUCACGGUCUAGGUCCAGAAGGAGGAGGACCAGAUCGCGUUCAAGACACAGGCGAACCAGGAGCAGAUCAAGGCGCAGGUCAAGCUCGAGAAGCAGAAGGCGCUCCAAAAGCCCACGCAGGAGACGCACCCACUCCAGAGACAGAGGCAGGCGAUCUCCAAGCAGAUCCAGAGAGAGAAAGAAAGAUGAUUCUGGGAGAAGAAGAUCCAAAACACCUCCGAAAAGCUACAGCACAGCCAGGAGGUCACGCAGUGCGAGCCGGAGACGCAGGAGAAGUCGCAGCAUUAGCAGAUCUCCUAAGAAGUCUCCUAAAAGGAGAAGCUCUCGAUCUCCAUCUCCUCGAAGACACAAGAAGGAAAAGAGGAGGGAUAAGGAAAGAGACAGGGAUCGCAGGAGUGAUAAAGAGCGCGGCCGUGAUGAACGAGAGCGCUCCCCCAGCAAGAAGAAGAAAAGCAAAGACAAAGAACGGGAGCGUGAAAGGAAAUCAGAUGGAGAGAAAGGAGAUAUUAAGAUCACCAGGGAUUACGAUGAAGAAGAACAAGGCUACGACAGUGAGAAGGAGAGGGAGGAGAGGAAGGAUUCAGAUGACUCUGCUCUGUCUCCUCAGUCGGUAGAAGGUAACGGGACAGCGCGGCUCGUGAAGCACGCCAAAGUAAACGGCGCUGACGAUCACCACGAAGAGGACAUGGACGUCAGCGACUGAGUGAUCUGUCUGGCCCGGUCCCGCAUUAUCCCUCUGUUUUGGUUGUGAACAUGUUAUUACUUUUUCCCAAAUGGGGUAAAUCUAAAAUGUGAAGUGUUUGAAAUGUAUCAGUUUAUCUCUCAGAAGAGAAUUCUGUUUUGCAAAUGUAUAAUGCAGAAUAGUUUGCCCAAUGACGUUUCUCCUGGUUUAUCACAUUACUUUAAAUAUUCAUAUUCUCUUUGCCACCACAGAUGUAAUCUGACUGGAAGUAGGCUUGCUUUGGUUUACUUGAGCUUGUGUUAUAUGAUUUUGUCUCUUCUUCACGUAUUGUAUCUUAAUUUUUGUUUCGUGUUGUGAUGCUCAGGCCUCUUUCUCCAAACAGUUACUACAUUUACCUUCAAGUGCUGAUUGUUUUAUCAAGAUUUCUUUUAUAUAAUAAAGCCUAUUAGGAGAACUAA